Messenger RNA from Panicum hallii, 2991 nucleotides. Its product is annotated as receptor-like protein EIX2. NCBI's taxonomy places the organism in Eukaryota, Viridiplantae, Streptophyta, Magnoliopsida, Poales, Poaceae. The transcript has a single exon. Gene Ontology annotation, molecular function: protein binding. The record is from RefSeq and is a predicted model, not a curated record. Bases 67 to 2946 code for a protein of 959 amino acids.
UCCUAGUACUUCUGACGAUCGAGCAGACUAUUUUCACCUAGCAAUUGCAACAAAAACACAGUACAAAUGGCCGAGCGAAAUCUCCUCCAUGUUCUGGUUCUCCUAACAGCAUGGUUCCUUCUUCUGUUCCUCGAAAUCCAACCUACCGCUGCGGCGCCGGCAGCUCCGGUUACCAGGAGGAGCAUCCGCUGCGUCCCCCACGAGCGGGAUGCUCUUCUCGCCUUUCGGGCCGGCCUCACCGAUCCUGACGGCUAUCUGUCGUCAUGGCGAGGCGAAGACUGCUGCCGGUGGAAGGCCGUCCGCUGCAGCAACCGCACCGGCCGUGUCGUGCAGCUCAGGCUCCGGAGCUUGGAGGACGUCAACUCAAGCAUCGGAUUCCGGGGAGGUCGGAGGAGCUCGCCCUUGCUAGAGUUGAAGAGCUUGAGGACACUGGACCUUCGCUUCAACAACUUCGACGGCGCGUCUGUCCCGGAGUUCGUCGGCGGCCUCAGGAGCUUGAGGUACCUCUACAUCUCCAACUCGAAGUUCGGCGGGUGGGUGCCGCCGCAGCUUGGCAACCUGUCCAAGCUGCUCUGCCUUGAUCUGAACACAGUCAAUGGCGAUGCCGAUAUCUACUCGGCCGAUCUGGCAUGGUUGUCACGCCUCACGGCACUGAAGUACCUUGAUCUGAGCAAGGUGAACCUCAGCAAAGCGACUGAUUGGGCCCAUGUGGUCAACAGGCUUCCUUCCCUUGUCACACUUAAUCUGCGCUUCUGUGAGCUCCAAAAUGUCAUUCCAUCACCAGUGCAUGUUAAUCUGACAUCACUCCAGCACCUUGACCUUGGGGGUAACCAUUUUAGCUCAUCACUUGGAGCAAAGAACUUACUUUGGGACCUACCUAGGCUCCUUGACCUUGACAUGGGGAUGUGCGGCCUCCAAGGAUCAAUACCUGAACAGGUGGGAAAUAUGACGUCGAUCACAAGGUUAGAUCUUAGUGACAACAACCUAACUGGAACCAUACCGACAACCUUCAAGAACCUGCACAACUUGGAAGAGUUGAGUCUAUAUGGAAAUAACAUCAAUGGGCCUGUUGCGGUAUUACUGGAAAGACUGCCUACUGAAAACAGGCUACAAGAGUUAUUGUUGUUUGAAAACAGUUUGAGUGGGAAUCUGCCGAAUCAGCUUGGACAUCUUAGAAAUUUGACCCGUCUUGAUCUUAGUAAUAAUGGGCUUUCAGGAAAUGUACCAACUGGGAUAUCAGAGCUGACAAAGUUGACAGAUUUACUGCUCGGUUUCAACAAUCUUGAAGGCACAAUCACUGAAAUGCAUUUUGCUAAAACAGCCAGUCUAAGCAAUCUACAGUUAUGUGACAACUCAUUAUCUAUGGUGUUCCAACAGAGCUGGGUACCUCCAUUUAAACUAGUGGUAGCUGACUUCCGGUCUUGUAAUCUAGGGCCUAAAUUUCCAGAGUGGCUAAGGUCACAGAAUAGUAUAUAUGCUCUUGCUAUAUCGAAUACAAGCAUAGCUGGUCCAAUACCUCAUUGGUUUUGGAUUACAUUUUCCAGGGCAGGACAUUUGGAUUUGUCAAGAAAUAAAAUCAGUGGUAGGCUAUCACCAGAGAUGUUCGGAAAAAUGGAGGCAGGUACUAUGGAUUUUAGUGGUAACUUUUUAGUCGGUUCCAUUCCAAAGCUUUCUCCAAAAUUAGAAUACUUGGACCUCUCCUUAAAUAAUUUGUCAGGUCCGCUACCAUCAGAUUUCACGGCACCAAUGUUAUCAGCGCUUAUUCUCUUCAGAAAUUCACUCUCCGGCAGAAUUCCUUACACAUUCUGUCACAUGAAAGAAAUAGAAUUUAUAGACCUGUCAGGAAACCUACUAGAAGGGCCCUUCCCCAACUGCAGGGAGCAGUCAAACACAGGAAAUUUGACUAAGCAACUAAAAGUGCUGAACUUGAACGGCAACAAUCUUUUUGGAGAAUUCCCAGUAUUCCUCCAGAACUGUCCAGAACUGUUUUUGCUUGAUCUGGCAAAUAACCAAUUCUAUGGGAACCUGCCAAUAUGGAUUGCGGAUAAGUUACCGUCAUUGGCAUUUUUAAGUUUGCGCUCAAAUCUGUUUUUUGGAGGCAUUCCUCUACAGCUUGCCAGCCUUAAGGAUCUUCAGUAUUUAGACAUUGCACACAACAAUAUUUCAGGCACCGUUCCAGAAUCAUUUGUGGAGUUCAUAGCUAUGACUCGCAGUCCUGCAGACAAUGACUCGCUUUCAGAUUAUAAUACUUAUGGAGAGAGCUUUGAUGAAGUAGAUGUUGUUCUUCCUUAUGCUGAUACUUUAUCUGUGGUUACAAAAGGACAACAGCUUGGAUUCACGACAGAGAUCAUGUACAUGGUAAAUCUUGAUCUGUCGUGCAACAGCCUGACAGGGCAACUUCCAAGCGAAAUUGGUAAGCUUGCCGCGCUGAAAAGCUUGAACCUAUCAUGGAAUCAUCUCAGUGGGAUCAUCCCUGGCAGCAUUGGUCGACUACAUGCACUGGAAUCACUUGACCUGUCUCACAAUGAAUUAUCUGGUGAAAUCCCGACAACUUUAUCGGAAAUAACAUCGUUGAGUCACUUGAACCUAUCCUAUAAUAGUCUGAGAGGGAAGAUACCAUCAGGGAAUCAACUGCAGGCACUUGAUGAUCAAGCAUCCAUUUACAUCGGCAACCCUAGUCUCUGCGGUCCUCCUCUCUCAAGAAAUUGUUCGGAAACUGAUUUCACUCCAGCUGCUCCAGAAGGACACAAAGAACGAGGUGAUACGAUUUCCUUUUUCCUUGCCAUGGGUUGUGGAUACAUAAUGGGGCUCUGGGCAAUCUUUUGUCUCUUCUUAUUUAAGCAGAAUUGGAGAGCUGUUUGUUUUGCGUUCUCUGACCACCUGUAUGAUCGGGUUUAUGUGCAAGUCGCUCUGGGCUGGGUUUUCUUGACACGGAGAAAACUUUAGCAGCUGAUAGGUGAUAACAACAGCACCUGGUGGUUCUUCGCUCUC